Molecule: messenger RNA, 2701 nt
Organism: Cajanus cajan (pigeon pea)
Lineage: Eukaryota; Viridiplantae; Streptophyta; Magnoliopsida; Fabales; Fabaceae
Biological process (GO): protein phosphorylation; carbohydrate metabolic process
Cellular component (GO): plasma membrane
Molecular function (GO): protein serine/threonine kinase activity; ATP binding; chitin binding
Source: RefSeq, a predicted model, not a curated record
AAGAGUAUGACAACAGUUGUCAUAAUUAAGCGAUGGCUUCAACUCUCAUCGUUUUCUUCACUCUUGUUCUUACCUUCUUCCUCCUUCUCAAAUCUCAUUCUUCUGCUGAGACUCCUUUGUGGGUGAAAGCUGGUUACUACUAUUCAGGCAGCGAAAUUUCGGCUUCAGACAUAAAAGCCACCCUUUUCACUCACCUCCUAUGCGCUUUCGCCUUCAUAAACUCCACCAGCUACAGCAUCUUCAUCAACUCUUCGGAGGUGCACAAGUUCUCCACCUUCACCACCACAGUGAGGCUCCAAAACCCUUCCGUUACAACUCUUCUGUCCAUCAGGGGUGGCAGAGGGGACACUUCAGUCUUCUCCUCAAUGCUGAACCAAUCCUCUCACAGAAACUCUUUCAUUGAUUCUUCCAUCACAACAGCCAGGCUAUAUGGCUUUCACGGCAUAGACCUCUAUGGGGCGGGACCAAGGCAACAAGGUUCAGACCUUGAAAAUUUCAGAACCCUUUUGAAGGAGUGGCGUGCUGCUAUAACUUCUGAGGCAAGAAACUCUAGCAAGAAAAAGUUGUUGUUGGUGAUGUCAGGUUACUAUCUUAAGGCUUCAGACUCCACGAGUUACCCCUUUGACUCAAUGCAGGAGAAUUUGGAUUGGGUGCAUUUUGUGGCUUAUGAUUACUAUCUUCCUAGGAGGGACAAUGUUACAGGUUUUCAUGCAGCUUUGUAUGGUUCAUCAGGUUGGGACAACACUGAUUCUGGCAUCAAGGAGUGGAGGAGGAGGGGGUUUUCUUCUAAGAAGCUGUUAAUAGGGUUGCCUUAUCAUGGAUAUCUGUGGAAAGUUGUGACACCUGGAGCAGAAACUGGUGUUGGAGCACCGGCAUCAGGACCUGCCACUACAAAGGAUGGUUCCAUGGCUUAUAAGUUGAUAAAGAGUUACAUGAAAAGCUUUGGGAAUGGAGUUGUUUCGCAUUACAAUGCUAGUUUUGUGGUGAAUCAGUUCACUGUUGCGCCUGUGACAUGGGUUAAUUUUGAUGAUGUGGAGGUAAUCAAGGCCAAAGUUUCUUAUGCAAAGGAAAAUGGGCUACUUGGUUACAGCGUUUUCCAAGUAGGCAAUGACGAUAAUUGGGAACUUUCAAGGGCAGCUCAAGAAGUUGACGAAGAUCAUCACAAGAGGAGAUUGGUGAUAAUUGUUCUGCUUUCAACUCUGACUUUGGCGCUUCUAUUGGGAAUUGUACUUUGCUACUACCAUCGAGGAACAGCAGCCACUACUGUCACAAAAAUAUUAUAUAAACUGAGAUAUUUAUCAGCAACAGAAAAAGAUAUCGAUGGAAACGCUUCUGAUCUGAUAGUAUUUAGUUAUCUCACUAUUAAAGUGGCAACAAAUAACUUUUCCAAAGAUAAUAGGCUCGGAGAGGGUGGAUUUGGCACGGUUUACAAGGGCAAAUUACGGAGGGGACAGGAAAUAGCUGUAAAAAGACUCUCAGAAACUUCAAAUCAAGGCCUUGAAGAGUUCAAGAAUGAAAUCACGCUUACAGCAAGACUACAACAUGUGAAUUUAGUUAGACUUCUGGGUUACUGCACAAAAAGGGAAGAGAAGAUUCUGAUCUAUGAAUACCUGCCAAACAAAAGCUUAGAUCGUUUUCUCUUUGAUCUAAGGAAAUCAAUUCUUUUAGACUGGAACAAGCGUGUCAAUAUCAUCGAAGGCGUUACUCAAGGCCUUCUUUAUCUCCAAGAGAACUCAAAUUUUACUAUAAUCCAUCGCGAUCUUAAAGCUAGUAAUGUUUUGCUAGAUCAUGAUAUGAAUCCGAAGAUAUCAGAUUUUGGUAUGGCUAGGCUUUUCAGGAAGUAUGACUUGGAAGCAAACACAAGCAGGAUCGUUGGAACAUAUGGGUAUGUACCUCCUGAGUAUGUGAGAAAAGGCAUAUACUCAACGAAGUACGAUGUUUAUAGUUUUGGAGUUCUCCUCUUGCAAAUCAUAAGUGGAAAGAGAACUUCAUGUUAUUAUGGCGCGCAUGAAAAUAUCACCCUUUUGGAAUAUGCAUAUGAGCUAUGGAGGGAAGGUAGAGGUGUAGAGUUUGUUGAGCCGUCAUUGGAUGAUACAACAUCACCUUGUAAGAUCAUGAGAUGCAUGCAGGUGGCUUUGUUAUGCGUUCAAGAGAACUCUGCAGAUAGACCCUCCAUGUUGGAAAUUGAUUCUCUGCUGAAGAAUGAAGGUGCAACUAUUGGUACUCCCAAAAUGCCUGCGUUUUCAGUUAAGAAACAUGAAGAUGAGGAAGAAACAUCAAGCAUUGGGUUCAAAUUUUCUUCAAUCAAUGAUGUUACAAUUUCUCAACUGGCACCAAGAUGAUGGAGCAGGACAUUCUUGUACUUAACUAUGAAUGAAGUCGUUUCAGGUUAUUUUUCUUUGACUUUGUUCCCUUGUACGGUUUAUAAGCCUACCAGGUGAGAAUGAUACUAAUAGACUAAUAGUUAGUUAGUAGUUGUGUGGGUUAACUACUAUUAUUAUUAGAGAAUGUGAUUAUUAUAGUUUAGGAUCAUCACUAUGUGACUAUGAUUUAGCUCUUUCACUAACAUGCAAAAUAUUAGUGGUAGUAGUACUUUAUGAUUGGAAAUGGAAAACCAUCAUCAUUCAUCCCAUUCUCUGGCAACUGAUUGCACCUGUUGUACAAGUGUGUGAUGUGAAUAACACUUUUCUUCCAUUGAGUU